AAAAGGGCGUUCAGGCAAAUGAAUUCAAGUUGGGCUGUGUCUGCUUGUACUCAGCUGGUACGCCAAGACAAGAUAUCAUUCGCACACAUAGUCACAUCCUCAGAUACAAUGCUACCCACAGCCCCGCCAAAUAUUGGCCAGGCAUCUCCCAGAGAUUGA
Molecule: messenger RNA, 159 nt
Organism: Bipolaris victoriae FI3
Lineage: Eukaryota; Fungi; Ascomycota; Dothideomycetes; Pleosporales; Pleosporaceae
Exons: 1
Source: RefSeq, a predicted model, not a curated record